GGAACAAGUCGCACUAGUCGGAUUUGCAGCCAGAGAGAGAGACACAUCGAGAGAAUCCAAGCAGGACAGACGAGAAAUGAACUAUCUAAUGACUUGCCACAUCCGAGCACAUUCUCAAACACCCUGCAACCGAGACCCAUGAAUAAGGAUUGCAAUAUUUUUUUCCACCCUGGAAAAUCUGGCAAUAAUUUUGUCGGUCUCGGCACAUUUGUAAAUUUGUGUCCAUUUGAUAUGCUUGUUUUUUUAAUUUGCAUUGAUUAGUUUCGUUUAGCUAUCUUUGCGUUAAUUAUCCGGAUUGCUUGCUGCCCAACAUUUCGAGUGCAUGCGGAAUUAUUGGAAUCUCGGAGGCAAGCAGGAAAAUCCAAUUGGAGAACUAGAAGAGAGAAAGAGAAGCAGCGAGAUCUGUCCAGCAUCAACAUGUUCUUCUGAAGAGGCGAGGAAAAGCUCAUUCCCAAACCAUCAUCCAUCUACCAUCACAUUCCCGUCCUAAUUCGGGGGGAAAACAGAAUGAAGCGGGAGUGAAAAGGGAAUGGGAAAGAUAGGUCCAGUCUGAAAGCCGCGGGAAAAAACAAAACAAUAUAAGCACCACGAAAUAAUACUGGAAAAGUAAACUCUUGCAAGAAAAAUUGCAACAAAACGGCUGUGGGAAUUGAAAUUGCGGCGGAGUUUUGUCCACGAGCUACUUUUCCCUAAAGACAUUUUUUGUGGAAUUCUCUCCUUAAAUCCACACAGACUGCACCUUUGUUUAAUCUGUCCUCCUGUGUGUGUGUGUUUUAGUAGAUAUCCAUGCAGGCUCCCAAAACACGUUGUUCCAGAUCACACUGACGGAUUCACCUGAAGCACACACGCUUUGUUCCGAGUCCAGAGAUCUCCAACCUCUGGGAGAGUAUCCCACACAGCUUUGAUGGGAGUAAAUAGACGGAAUUCGGGAUUUCAAAUGGCGAGUCGGGGUUGUGAAAAUGGAUUGGGAAUUCUCCUGAUAUUCUUAGUGGAUUUACUCGGGAUCACGGCGUCCAACAUGGAGCCCAUCUACUGGAAUUCCUUGAACAAAAGGUUUAGCGAUGAUAAGGGUUAUGUCCUGUACCCUCAAAUCGGGGAUCGUCUGGACCUCAUUUGCCCAGCGUCUGAGCCGCCAGGUCCCCGGUCCCCCACCGAAUACGAGUACUAUAAACUGUACCUGGUGUCGUCACGGGAUCAGGCAGACAGGUGUGAAGUGACCGGAGCCCCCAACCUGCUUCUCACCUGCGAUAAGCCCAGCAGUGAUAUGCGUUUCACCAUCAAGUUUCAGGAGUACUCGCCCAACCUGUGGGGUCACGAAUUUAAAACCAAUCAGGACUACUUCAUCAUCG
Molecule: messenger RNA, 1349 nt
Organism: Sinocyclocheilus anshuiensis
Lineage: Eukaryota; Metazoa; Chordata; Actinopteri; Cypriniformes; Cyprinidae
Product: ephrin-B3-like
Exons: 2
Biological process (GO): ephrin receptor signaling pathway; axon guidance
Cellular component (GO): plasma membrane
Molecular function (GO): ephrin receptor binding
Source: RefSeq, a predicted model, not a curated record